CCCGUCCGUAUAAACCCUAAUCGACUGAGGAAAAGGACGAUGACGACGGAGAUCGAACCUCAGUCACUGAGAAAGCUCAGUCUCAAAUCAGUAAAACGAGCCCUUGAUCUUUUCUCUCCCGUUCAUGAUCAAUUCGCUCCGCCUAAUCCAGAAAGUAAAAAAAUCCGGCUUUGCCAUAAGAUUCAAGUUGCAUUUGGAGGCGUAGAGCCCGCGAGUAAGCCUAUGCGUCGAGCUGGCCAUAACAAUGAACAGAUAGCUCCAUCGAAUGCCCUUGCUCUUACAGGUGCAGAAGGGUCCAAGGAACUUCAAAAAGGAGCAACGGAGAAAGCUUUAGUCGUCGGUCCAACUUUACCACCAAGAGCCUUGAAUAACACUGGUCACGCAGGCAAAAGCACUGCUACUCUUCCGGCAUCUGGAUCCUUACCUGAAAGAAAUUUGUCAACUGCUGCUUUAAUGGAGAGAAUACCUAGUAGAUGGCCCCGUCCAGAGUGGCAUGCACCAUGGAAGAAUUACAGGGUGAUCCAGGGACACUUGGGUUGGGUUAGAUCUGUUGCAUUUGACCCAAGUAAUCAAUGGUUUUGCACUGGUUCAGCUGAUCGUACCUUUUCGAUAUGGGAUGUAGCGACUGGAGUUUUGAAGCUCACACUUACUGGACACAUUGGGCAAGUACGAGGCCUCGCUGUAAGCAACAGACAUACCUAUAUGUUCUCUGCUGGUGAUGAUAAGCAAGUCAAAUGCUGGGACCUUGAGCAGAAUAAGGUUAUCCGGUCUUAUCAUGGUCAUUUGCAUGGCGUCUAUUGUCUAGAUCUUCAUCCAACUUUGGACGUUUUACUCACCGGAGGGCGAGACUCUGUCUGCAGGGUAUGGGAUAUCCGUACGAAGAUGCAAAUUUAUGCACUCUCAGGACAUGAUGCUGACGUUUGUUCCGUUUUCACCCGUCCAACUGACCCACAAGUUGUUACUGGAUCUCAUGAUUCGACCAUUAAAUUUUGGGACCUGCGAUAUGGUAGAACAAUGACAACUCUAACGCAUCAUAAGAAAAGUGUCCGAGCAAUGGCUCUCCAUCCAAAAGAGAAUGCUUUUGUUUCUGCAUCAGCUGACAACAUCAAAAAGUUUAGCCUCCCAAAGGGAGAGUUUUGCCACAACACGCUUUCUCAGCAGAGAGACACAAUUAACGCAGUGGCGGUGAACGAGGACGGUGUAAUGGUCACUGGAGGUGAUAAGGGAGGGUUAUGGUUCUGGGACUGGAAGAGUGGUCACAAUUUCCAGCAGGCAGAAACUAUUGUACAGCCUGGUUCGCUGGAGAGUGAAGCUGGUAUAUAUGCAGCGUGUUACGAUAAGACGGGUUCAAGGCUGGUUACGUGUGAGACAGACAAAACAAUAAAGAUGUGGAAGGAAGACGAGAAUGCAACUCCUGAAACUCAUCCUCUCAACUUCAGACCUCCCAAAGAGAUCAGACGCUACUAAGGUCUCCCAAAAAAACAAUGAAGCAAACGCCCCGAAAAAUAUCCUACAAUACUCAACAGAAAAGGGAAAAGAAGAAGAUAAUAUAAGAAAACUAUACUGACAUUAAUUCAACAAUGCCAAAACAUCCACUUCUGAUUUCUGAAUCACUCAUUUUAGCGCUUAGCCUCUAAUCUGUCCUCCAACUAUUAGCGACUACAAGUUAAGAAAUAUACUUACACCC
Messenger RNA from Eutrema salsugineum, 1687 nucleotides. Its product is annotated as protein pleiotropic regulator PRL2. Gene Ontology annotation, biological process: mRNA splicing, via spliceosome. Gene Ontology annotation, cellular component: Prp19 complex; precatalytic spliceosome; catalytic step 2 spliceosome. The transcript has 17 exons. NCBI's taxonomy places the organism in Eukaryota, Viridiplantae, Streptophyta, Magnoliopsida, Brassicales, Brassicaceae. The record is from RefSeq and is a predicted model, not a curated record. The annotation marks the transcript as partial. Gene Ontology annotation, molecular function: protein binding.